AUGGCUUCUUCUUCUGGGUUUAUUGCCACCCUUUUUCUUGUUCUUGCUCUACACAGUUCUUGGGUCCUUCUCUCUUUUGCUUCACAAAAUGUUUACAUUGUGUAUAUGGGAGAAAGACAGCAUGAAGAGCCUGAACUGGUUUCUGAGUCUCACCAUGAGAUUCUGUCAAAUGUGUUUGGAAGGCAUGGACAUGAAAAAAUUCACAGCAAAGAAGCCGCGAAGCAAUCAAUUCUGUACAGCUACAAGCAUGGAUUUUCAGGGUUCGCUGCUGUCCUAACUCAGUCUCAAGCUAAGCUUAUUGCAGGAAUUUGGCCCGAGUCUGUAAGCUUCAGAGAUGACGGUAUGGGAGACGUCCCAUCUCGUUGGAGAGGAAUAUGUCAAGAAGGAGAAAAGUUCAAUCGCUCCCACUGUAACAGGAAAAUAAUUGGUGCACGGUGGUAUAUUAAAGGAUAUGAAGCUGAAUUCGGAAAUCUAAGUACAAGUGAUGGAUUUGAAUUUCGGUCUCCCCGAGAUGCUGUAGGACAUGGUACUCAUACAGCAUCUACUGCAGCUGGUGCUUCAAUAGAAAAUGCAAGCUUUAUGGGAUUAGCUGCAGGAUUGGCUAGGGGAGGUGCUCCAUCAGCUAGGUUAGCUGUCUACAAAGUUUGUUGGGCUACUGGCGGCUGCAGCUCAGCAGACCUACUAGCUGCAUUUGAUGAUGCGAUCUUUGAUGGUGUAGAUGUGCUGUCGGCAUCUCUUGGUUCUCCACCUCCACUUCCUUCUUAUGUUGAGGAUGUUGUGUCCAUUGGUUCUUUCCAUGCUGUAGCUAAAGGAAUCUCUGUUAUAUGCUCUGCUGGAAAUUCUGGUUCAUACCCUCAAACUGUCAUAAAUUCUGCUCCCUGGAUUUUCACUGUUGCAGCAAGCACUAUUGAUCGGGCUUUUCCUACUGCGAUUACCCUGGGAAACAAUCAAACUGUUGUGGGUCAGGCUUUGUAUACAGGGAUGAAUACGAACAAGUUCUAUCCUCUUGUGUAUGGAGGAGACAUUGCCUCUAUUGAUGCAGAUGAAGACAGUGCCGGGAACUGUGACUCAGGAACUCUAAAUGAUACUUUAGCAAGGGGAAAGAUGAUUCUUUGUUUCCAAUCUCGAACACAGAGGUUAGCUAUUACUGCAAUCAGAACAGUGAUGAAUGUUAAGGGUGCUGGUCUCAUUUUUGCUCAGUUUCCUAGCAAGGAUGUUUCUUUGUCCUCGGGUAGUCCACCAUGUGUCCAAGUUGACUUUGCAAUUGGCACAUAUCUGCUAACAUACAUAGGAGCAACCAGAAAUCCCGUAGUCAAGUUCAAUCCAACGAAAACACAAGUGGGACAACAGAUAUCUCCAGAAGUGGCAUUCUUCUCUUCCCGAGGACCCAAUUCUCUCUCUCCUUCCAUAUUGAAGCCUGAUAUUACUGCUCCUGGUGUUAAUAUUUUAGCCUCCUGGUCCCCUGCUCGUUCCCCAUCCAAAUCUCCAGAUACCUUCAAAAUUGAAUCAGGAACUUCCAUGUCUUGUCCCCACAUAUCUGGUAUUGUUGCUCUGCUUAAAGCUAUCCAUCCAACAUGGAGUCCGGCUGCAAUAAAAUCUGCCCUGGUUACAACAGCUUCUCUAAAGGAUGAAUAUGCUCAAAGUAUUGUGGCUGAGGGAGCUCCUCACAAGCAGGCUGAUCCAUUUGACUAUGGUGGCGGUCAUGUAGAUCCUAACAAAGCCAUAUCCCCAGGUCUCAUAUAUGAUAUAGAAUCCUCGGAUUACAUCCGUUUUCUUUGCUCCAUGGGCUAUAACAACACAGCCAUCAGCUUAAUGGCUGGGACUAAAAUCACAUGCCAAAAAUCGACCAAAUUCAUUGUAAAUCUUAACCUGCCUUCCAUCACCAUUCAUGAGCUGAAGCAGAAUAUGACAGUAUCAAGAAGGGUUACAAAUGUCGGUCCGGUUAAUUCUGUCUACGUUGCUCGUGUUCAAGCACCAGCCGGUGUGUCUGUGAAAGUUAAGCCAUCAGUUUUGUCAUUCAAUUCUACCGUAAAGAAGCUGGAGUUCAAAGUUAUCUUUUGUUCCCUACUAAGAGUUCAAGGAAGAUUCUCUUUCGGAAAUCUGCUCUGGGAAGAUGGUUUGCAUGUAGUGAGAAUACCACUGGUAGUUCGAACCGUCCUUGAUGACCUUUAUGCAGACGCAUGA
Prunus armeniaca (apricot) is the source of this 2184-nucleotide messenger RNA. The record is from the annotation of a GenBank genome assembly. NCBI's taxonomy places the organism in Eukaryota, Viridiplantae, Streptophyta, Magnoliopsida, Rosales, Rosaceae.